AUGUCCCGCUCCCAGCCGGACACCAAGGCCCGACUCCAUGCUUCUCAGGCCAGGCCGGAAGUGGGAGCCAGGCCACAGCAAGGCAGCCCUAGGAAGUGGCAGAGGCUCACCAUCGAGGGUGCCACCAAGCUGCUGCUGGAUACCUUGGAAUACCAGGCCCUGGUGAACCACAUAGGAAGCUGCCACUAUGGAGCAGUUCACUUUGAAGUUUGGACCUCAGAAGACUUGCACAUUUGCAACUGCAGUAUCUGCAAGAAGCAGAAUACACCCUUCAUGGUACUGGCUUCUCACUUCAAGCUCCUGAAGGAAGCUGAGAGCACAACCACAUACACAUUCAACAAGCACAAAGCGCAGCAUGCCUUCUGUAAGAGAUGUGGUGUGCAGAAAUACACUCCCCACUCAAACCCUGGAGGAUUUGGAAUCAUUCCACACUGCCUGGAGAAGGGCCCCACGUGGAGUGUGGACAUUGAGAAAUUCAGUGACAACGACUGGGGGAAAGCCACGAAAGAGCACAAGACCAUCAGGAACAUGUCUAAGGAGUAUGCUACAACUGAUGUCAAGGAACUGACUGUUUAUGUUCUCUUCUAA
Molecule: messenger RNA, 588 nt
Organism: Ailuropoda melanoleuca (giant panda)
Lineage: Eukaryota; Metazoa; Chordata; Mammalia; Carnivora; Ursidae
Product: centromere protein V-like
Biological process (GO): positive regulation of cytokinesis; pericentric heterochromatin formation; regulation of chromosome organization
Cellular component (GO): spindle midzone; kinetochore; nucleus
Molecular function (GO): carbon-sulfur lyase activity
Source: RefSeq, a predicted model, not a curated record